AUGAAUGAGGAGCUAAAGAAAAUAAAUUAUAAUGAAUACAAAAGAAGACUAAAAAAAUUAUCAGAAGAAAUAACAAAAGAAAAAAAAAAAAAAACAAUUCAUAAGGAUAAACAAAAUGAAAAUAUAUUAAAACUAGAAGAGGAACUAAAAAAAUUGAAUGAAUUAUACAAUGGAAAAAAUAAUGAUAAUAAUACAAUAAUAGAACAAAAUAACUAUAAUGAUAAUAAUAUGAUACCUGAUAAUUUAUAUUCAUAUAAUGUUAUUUCAAAAAAAUCCUUAAAAAAUAAAGCAAAAAUGAAAAAAAAAGAAAUGGAAGAAGAAUUAAAUGAGCAAUCAAGAAGUAAAAUUGGAGAAGAAGAAUAUAAUAAAUUGUUAGAAAUUUUAAAAAUUAAAAAUCAAACAAUUUAUUCUAUAGCACCAGAUGGUAAUUGUUUAUAUGAAUCUAUUAUACACCAACUUAAACAAAGAAUUAAAAAUUUUAAAUAUUCUAAAAACAACUUUUUACAAAUUAUAAAUCAAGACAACUUUUCAUUAAAUAUUAUAGAUUUAAAAAAUUAUCAACAAAAUAAGCAUAUUUUAGAUUUUUCGAUUUUUGAAAGUUUUGAUCCAAAUCAUUUAACUAGCGACAUACUGAGGUUUAUUACUUCAGUAUAUAUAUUACAAAAUAGUGAUUUAUUCGCCAAUUUUAUUUAUGAAUAUACAGAACAAGAUAUUAAUGAUCCAUGCUAUAAUUAUUGUCAACAAAUUAUGAAUGGAAUAUAUGGGAGUGAAAUUGAAAUAACAGCUUUGUCAAAUAUUUUGAAGAAAAAAAUUACAGUACAAGAUAUAAAUAUGAGUGUAUCAUAUGGGGAAAAUUAUAAAGAAGAAUUAUUUAUAUGUUUCCAUCACAAGCUAUAUACGCUGGGAAAGCACUACAAUUCUGUUAUAGACUUAUGA
This is a messenger RNA of Plasmodium berghei ANKA, 936 nucleotides long. Its product is annotated as OTU domain-containing protein, putative. The transcript has 5 exons. Bases 1 to 936 code for a protein of 311 amino acids. Gene Ontology annotation, molecular function: cysteine-type deubiquitinase activity. Gene Ontology annotation, biological process: protein deubiquitination. Lineage: Eukaryota; Apicomplexa; Aconoidasida; Haemosporida; Plasmodiidae. The record is from RefSeq and is a predicted model, not a curated record.